Molecule: messenger RNA, 11570 nt
Organism: Acanthoscelides obtectus
Lineage: Eukaryota; Metazoa; Arthropoda; Insecta; Coleoptera; Chrysomelidae
Source: the annotation of a GenBank genome assembly
GUGUGUUGUCAGUCUUGACAGUGGUUUUGACAGACAGUUUUACCCGCAAAUGCUGGUUACACGUUUGUUUGUUAUCCAAAAUAACUCAAUUUUGUAAACGUUUCAACCGCAAAAACUGGUGCAAAUUGUCGCCAGAGCUUCUACCCAAGGCAAUAGAAGGAAAAUCACCGGGAUGAUGUGGUGAAAACAGAAGAAAUAGCGUCCCACGGUUACGUCACUAGGCCAUUUUGUAUUCAGUGAAAUCUUUGUUCGCGAUCGUUGACGGAUUUUUCAUAGGUUUUUCGAAAACCUCGUUUUCUUUUUUAUACGGUGUUUAUAUAAAAAUCCAUCAAAAUUCCGGUGCCCACGAGAAAUAGGGAUCCCGGCCAUUACGGUAGCGGUGAUAGUAUGCAGAACAACAAGAGGAAAAAUCGGGGAGGCCCUGUAAGGACCCAACGGACAAGGUCUGUAGCGCCUGAAGGAGUGUAUAAUAAUGCACAUUUCAUGCAUGCAGCCACAAGUCAGGUUGGGAAUAUUGUACGUAUAAAAACUGCAUCAGGGUCAGUUUGGGAAGGUGUGUUUAAGACAUUUUCAAGCAGUUUUGAAGUAGUGCUAGAAGUAGCUGCGAAAAUAGACGAUGCAGACGGCCCUAACGCUCAGAUCCAGGCGGCCAGUUACGUUGACAAGCUCAUAUUCAAAGCAUGUGAUAUAUUGACUAUGGUGGCGAGGGACGUAGAUCUAGAAUAUCCCACCAGAGACACUUUUCAGACGGAUACUGCCAUUUCUGCACGACUAAACGGUAAUUCUAAGUUAGAAGAAAGGGAAUUGGAACCAUGGGAUCCUUCGGGAGCCGUUAAUGGUGUUGAUACAUCCCUCGAGUUGGAGCAAGCUAAUGGUUGGGACGCUAACGACAUGUUUCGGAAAAAUGAACAGGAAUAUGGGGUGCAGACUACAUACGACCAGUCACUUAGGGGAUAUACGGUACCACUGAAGCAAAGUGAUUCAGCCGACUACAAAGAAGCAGAAGCCAAAGCAAAUAUGAUAGCUAAUGAAAUUGAAAGUCAACCUCAGCACAAAGCUAGGUUGGAACUUGAAAAUGGUGAUGAGGAACAAGCUUUUGCAGCUGUUGUUAGGCCAACACAUGAAUCUAGUAGUAAUGGUAAAUAUAUUCCUCCCGCGAAACGGAAGAAUCAGAACAGCGGCAAACUUGUACGGAGCACCCCACCUCCAUCAUCAGUACCAUCCAGCCAAAGUACGAGCAGUGGAGGCAGCAGCAAUCAGAAUACUCCAUCGCCUAAAGAUACUCGGCCACCUCUAGGAAAUUACGCACCAUCCCCGCAGGUGGUGCACCCUGUACAACAGCAGCCACAUCAGAAUAGCAGCGUUGUGCACGUGCAACAGGCUCCGCAUCCGCAGCAGAUGCAUCACCACCCUGGCCAUCCGCAACAGCAGCAACCUCAUCCACCUCCACAACACCAACAACCACCGCCCCCGCAGCACCACCAUACUGGCCACCCGCCCCAGCAGAUCCCGCAUACCGGCCCGCCCCCGCAUCACCAACAGCCUUCGCAGCCGCCCCAUCAAGGCGUGGGCGGACCGCCGCCCGGUCAUGUCACCAGGCCGCAUUCGCAUACGCCUCCGCAUCAGUAUCAGCAACCGCCGCCCCCGAUACAGCAUACGCCGCCACCUCAGCCUCAGCAACAACAGCCGCCUCCGCAGAGGCAGCACCCUGGGAAGAUGCAGAUGAAUGGAGAGAACAAGCCGAUGCCUCCGCGACAACAGCGUUAUCAAGGUACUGGAGGCAGUCACAUCAAUCAAGCUCCGCCGUCGUAUCAGCAACAGCAGCAUGAGAAUAAGCAUCAACAUCAAUCGCCUCAGCCACAACUUCCACCGCAACAGGACAAUCAUCCAUCUGCACAGCAACAGCAAGCACCUCAGGCUCCGCCUCAAAACGUGCGUCACCAUCAACAACAUCAACAUCAUAGAGAUGAUACGAUGAAAGAUUUGCACGCCUUCGCGCAGGACUUCAAACUGACUUCUAGCGGGCAACUGCCUCCGCAGGCAGACCCGCAAACGCCUUCGCCGCCUCACACUCAGCAGCAUCCUCCGCAGGUGCCGCCUCCACAGCAGCAACCGAGUCCUCCCCAACAGCAAGUGCCUCCUCCGCAGCAUCACCAUCAGCCGCCACCACAAGUGUCGCAGAAUGUGGAACAAUCGCAACAACCUCCGAGCAUUCCUGUUUCGCAGCCUACAAAGCCGCCUCAACAAGCUUCUCCACCACAGCAGCCUCAGCAGUCCGUAUCACCACAACAGGAUAACAUAGACAAGGUGACUACUAAUUUCAAGAACUCGAAGCUGAAUCCGAAUGCUAAAGAGUUUGUGCUCAAUCCAGCUGCUAAGCCGUUCCAGCCAAGGUACGUUAAUAGACGGUCUCCAAGUACUCCGUCGGCAAGUAGGCCUCAUACUCCGCAGACGCCAAGUCACAGUCCGUACAUCCCUGCUACGGUGAGUGGACCAGGAGUUCAACCCCAAAUGCCGGUUAUGAUGCCCGUAUAUCACGUGAUGACCAGUCAGCCGCAGUAUCAACCGCCUCCGCAAGGCAAUCGAAUGAAGAGGAACUUCUCGUCAUUCUCGAUGCCGAUGGGCCAGAUGCGCACCGACAUGGCUUCACAGAUGCAAGUGGCUGCCGCGACUGGCCAGCCAUUGCUGGCGCCGGCUCCCAUCCAGCAGUUCAUCUAUCCGCCGUCUGCUGCCGCUGCGGCCGCAGCAAUGAACCCUGCGGCAUACCAGCCGAUGCACGCGGCUGUUCGCAUGUACGAAGCACAGGGACCUGCAGCUGCGGCCGUCGCCGCCGCGGCAGCCGCCGCCCAGAUACAGGAGGAACAUAACCACCAGCACAUACGCUUGUUCCAGUACCUGCCUCCGCAGCCUCAGCCAGGUCCUCCCGGCCCGCCUGGCCCUCCCGGACCACCUGGCCCCCCCGGACCCCACCAAUCGCAGACGCCUUCGCCCGCACAACCACCACCGCCACCACCUCAGUAUAACCACGCGGCAGCUGCAGCUGCGGCGGCCGCAGCUGCCGCUCAGCAAGCAGCGCAAGGAGGACCGCCUCAACCUCAGCAAUGUCAGGCACCCCCACCUCAGGGUCAUCACCAGUUUCCUCUAAUGUACCCUCUGAUCCCCGCCCAACCUCACAUGAUGCAGGCUGCGGGAGUGCAGUACCUGCAGGCGGCCGCAGCUGCGGGAGCAGGAUCGAUGCAGCCAGGUCAGCCUGGACCUCCAGGCCAUCCCCAGCACCCCAUGCAAGCUGGGGCGGUCCUCAUGCAUCCCGGAUCCGGCGCCGGAGCUCCACAUCCGCAACAGGGCAACCCUUAGCGCUAGGUAGGAGGAAAUUGGAAAUGUUUGUAGUGGAGUUGCUUUAGGCGGCGGAGCAGCGUCGACGUGCGGCCGCCGCCGGUCUCACUUACCACCAGCCAAUCAGAACGCGCCAACUGCAGCAGCUGCCGCCGCCGCCUCCACCGCCAUCACAACACCAACAACCCACCUACUACUCGCUGAUUUAUCGCGCAUCGUGAGUAUCGUCUAGAAAGUCGGAAACUGGAGGAGUUUGUCGAUGCCAAACAAUAGUGCGUUUCUAUCUCUUGGCUGAGAUUAUUGGUUUUCUGGGUCUGUCAUGGGAAAUAAGCUCUCAUUUACAUCUUUUGACAUACAUGCCAAUACAUAUAAGGUCUGAGACACCUAUAGUUGUAGCUGAAAUGCAUAAGGUGUGUAUUUAUCACAGAUAUGAGAAAAUACUUGACAUCUAUUAUCGACACCUUAUGUAACAUUAUACCGAUCUUCAGUUUUGCAGGUGAAACCUGUUUAUGGUACAGUUGAUAUUCGUUCAUCCUCCAAUAUGAAAUAGACAACAUGGGUCAAAAUGAAAUGUAUUUAUGAAUAUACCUUAUAUUCUGAUAUGAAUUGAUCAUACGUGAUAUUUUUACGAUAUUGAAGCUUAGUACAGUAGUUAUUAAAUGAAACAAAUCAAAGGCCAAAGGCAGAUGCAUUGUUUCUGAUAGCCUCCAAACCUAGCCGCAAAUGAAGAAAUAUAAUGUGUAAUGAUUGAUUAGCAAAAAGAUGUUGCAUAUGUACGUAGAAUUGCCAAUUUGUUCAAAAAUAAAACUUUUCCACAAUGGCUAAUCGAAAAGUUUUGUACCAAGCAUAGUAAGAAUAGUAAUCAGUUUAAACGAAUAUCUUACCAAUAUAACCUUUCUGAGCACUUUUCAUUAAACUGUACCCAGGAUACCGCAUGAGUAAAUAUUAAAGGUCUGUUAUAGCUGAUCGGAUAGUUUUUGACUUGAAUACUUAGAUUUUUAUACUGACUUCACCAUUGCUGUAUUGAUUAGUAAGUUUUGUGGUUAGAUUUACGGCUAUUGCGGUUUAAUCGCCAGCUGGACGUUCUAUUUAGCUAAUCGAGGAGAAAAUUUCUUGCUUCAAGAAUUCACAUCAUUAGACCAAAGAUGUAAUAGAAAAUCAAGUUCCGAGAAAUUGGAAUAAACAAUCAACAAAAAAAUGGAUAAUGUACACGUGAUGUUUGUGUCCUAUUCUUAAGUUUCUAAUUAACAUUAAUUUGACAGUUAAACAUACAGGCAGGACGUUUUGCCGAUUAUCUUUCAAAUAAAGCUGAUAUAAAAAUGGAGCUUGUUUGAGGUGACAGAUCAUCAGAAUGAGUUAUAGACUGAGCAUUUCGACAGGCCCCUCCCACUUUCGUGGGUAGGUAUGCGCGUAUGUUGCGAGUGUUGGAAGUAGUUUUUUAUUUAAUAUUCGAUGUAAUUUUUAAGUCGUUGUAUAUUUUUUCAAAUUGAUUGGUUGGUAUAUUUGUAUGAAGCGAUAUUUAUAUACAUGUUUUGGGCAAAAUUUAUUGCGCAGUUCAUUUAUAUUGGUUAAGGAUAGAAAGGUAUGUUCUAAUCAGGAUAGUUUAUUAGGAGAUUUGCGACCUGUGAUAAAAAUUGCAUAUACUUCUCAUCGGAUGAAUGAAUCCAAAGUUUUGGAUUUAAGUUGAAUCAAGAUUUUUCUCGAACAUUUAGACUGUGUACAUACAUAGUCUAAUCAAGUUCAGAUGCAUCGCUUCUAACCUAUUUCACAAUAUUUCGUGUAGUAAAAUUGAGAUAGAUGGAGUUAUUAUUCAUUCCUUUUAUAUACCACACUUAACGUCAGGAAAAAUUUACCAUCAAUUAUCUUAAUAAGUAAGUGUCGCGUUUGUUUGAUGGUUAUAAUGCUUUAUGAUGAAAAUUGGUAUACAGUGAACUAUCAUUUAUAAUGAACUUUGGUCAAUGCCCUUGCCAAGGUAACAUGAAAGUGAUCUCUGUUGUAACAACUAUAAUAAGGUGCUCAAACUGAUGUACAAAUAUCUUUUGUUAACGAUGCACUUUGAAAAAUGAUUUUAUUGCUAAUCUACUUUCAGCGUUGUUUCUGCUUCAAUAGUCUAUUGCGAUUUAAAUCACUCGAAAAGUCGCCUGCUUUUUUACCUUAUAAGUUCAUUUUAAAUUGCCCAGGAACACCAUUGUCGUUACCAAACAAUAAUACCUCAGGCGCCGCAAAGAUGGAAUGCGCUGGGUGGGUACUAUAGAGAUACAGAUCACCGACAUAAUGAAACUACUUUGGACUCACUAGAAACUUAUCCUGAAUGGAAAUACACAGGGUGAGUUUCUGGUGUGGGCUGUUACGUUAUUACGUCUGGUAUUUAAAAAAGUUAACUUCAAAAAUUGCAGCAAAUAAUAUUUUUAUCUCUACUGGGUGAUUCAUAGGUAUGUGGUCACCUCCAACAAUUUUUUUUUAAUGGAAAGACCUACAUUUUAUUACAGCUUUGGGUUGGUCUUUUAAACGAAGCAUUUUUAUGUUUUAUUAUCAAAUUGUUGAGAUAUUGGACAAUCUAUCGAACCAAAAAUAAUCAACUUUGAUAACUCACACCUCCGCAACUGUUAGAGUUUAAAAUUUUUCGUCAGAAAAAUUUUGUGAUUUCAUAUUCUCUCCUUAUCUUCUCACUUUUAAUGUUUUUCCAAAAAGAUUUCUCGACAUUUUCAAACGGAGCACCUGGUAUAUUUUCACAUUCUUUAAUUCCCAUUUUCACAAGCUUUCUUUAAUAUAAGGUUUGUGGCAGCUUAUAUGACUGGUUUGUGAGUUAUAGGAAUCCCUUUCGUAAAUCAGAUAAUUAAGCGAUGAAACUGAUUUUUUUUAAUUUUUUUGAUUUAAGUAUAAUCACAAUUUUAUAUUGUCAUUCUCAAAAUAACUUCCUUCUGAAGCCACGCAGCGCGGGAGACGGUUCUUCCAUUCGUUAGCGGUGCUGAAUCACCCUUAAGCGACAAUAUUUUCUAAAUCAGGUGCACACAACGUACAAUUUUUGUAUUCAGCUUGCUUAGAUACCGUGCGCAAUAACGUGGUUAUCAACCGAGCCCGCUCUAAUAACUCACCCUAUAGGUGUAUAUACAUUGGUUAUUCAUUUUUCACACAUUGUUUUUUUAUGAUUGAAUGGAUUGUAUAUAGUUAGUUCACUUAUCUUUAUACAGGUAAGUAUGAAUGAACGGAUAUGUAAAAAGUGAUUAUGUAAAUGAUAAUAGACAUGCUAUGCAUGUCUCGAAAGCAAGAGCGUAGUUGUAAUUAUUGUAAUUAUUGGGGGUAAGUAUUUAUGAAAAAUAGAACUGGUACGAGGCGUCUAUCGGUAAAAUUGUUAUGAGCAAAAGUGUUGUUCAUCACGGUUUCGAUUUCUAAAGUGAACUUUAGAUGCUCUGCAAAUUGUUCUGAAAUUAAUUUUCAUUAAGUUUGAGUGGUAUCAAAGCAAACUUUCCUUAUGCCAAAGUGAUUGCCGUAUAUUUUUGUAGCAUUGUUCUACUACAGCACUUUCUAAUUGUUGGUUCAAGCUUAUUUUGAGCUUUAUCCCAGAUUCCUGAACGUAUAGGUUUCAUAAAAAUAUUGACAAAGUUCUUUCUCAACUACAACCGAAAAUAUAUUUCUCUUCUUUUUGUCUAACAUUGUUUCUUCGUUAUUAUUUUAUCAGUAUGUAGCCUCAUAAUUUGAUCAUAACAUUGAUUAACCAAACACACUGAUAAUAAUGUUUUUAUAAAAAUUUUGUCGUUAUUUUACUUGUACAUAAAACUAAAAAACAUACUAAAGCUAUACUAGUUUAUCUUUUGGGAAUCUGGGCAUUGUAGUAUGAAAUUGGUUGUAUCAUUUUUUGUAUAUAUUUGGCUAUUAUUAAAUUUAUAUUUUUUGGUUAAUGCAUUGUUCAUCCCCGUUAAAUUAAAAAGUAUAUAGUCAGAUUUUGAUGAAAAUUCUUUGUAUUAUAUAUGUGAAAUGAAACAGAAAGUUUGGAACAUAUGUUGCCUUAAUAAUUUUGUAUAUAUAUAUAAAGUCCAAAUUACUACACAAAAAUGUCUGCUAUGACCACUAUCACAGAGGUCGAACUGUUUUUGUUACUACACAGUUUGAACUACUGUCUUGAAUUAUAAUGGAAUCAUAUAGGUUCUCUUUGCUUUUGGAUUCAUUUCACUCAAUCUGAAUUGUGUUUUUACAGUAUUGCAUUGAGACAGUUAGUGUAUGCCAUGAUCUAUCUAUAUACUUUUGUUAAUGAAUAAUAGCGCGCAUUAGUAGGUAUUUGGGCAAACUAAAUUGACUACAUAUUAUAUAUCAUAGGAGCCGGGAUAAUUCGCUUACUCAAUUUGUUUACCGACCAUUUCGCUACUUAAAUGAUUGCAAACUAAACUGCCUUCAGCUAUAAGAUACUAUGGAUUGGGAUACCAAAGAUUCACAGCUAAAUAAUACACCAUGUAUGCCUCUAACGUUUUCGCAGAAGUAGGAUUAUUGAAAUUCAUUUUUAUAAUAAUAUCUUCAUUGAUUUUUGUUUAUACAGUUUAUAAAUCUGAAUGCACUGAUUACUGACCAUUACACAAAAUAUCUUCUACUUGAAACUCGUUUUGACAAGACCUUUUGAAUACUAAACUAUAAUUUAGUUUGCCCAGAUGCUCGAUUAUAGCCAGUUAUUUAAUAAGUAUGAGUUAAAUUUAUAAAAAUAGUAAAACGAAAAAUGAAGAAAACAUCAUGGAGAGAUAUUUUUAAGUAUGUAUAUGUAAACAGUAAUUUUUUAAAAACUCCAACACUCGCAACCACUGGAACUUAUUGUAUGAUUACUUUUUCCCUCAAAAACUUGUUGUUUUUUUGUUAUAUUUUCUUAGUUUUGUUACUUGUUACACUAAAAAAAUCAGUAAUUGAUCAAUUUAUUCACACAUGCACAGAAACGCAGGUCACAAAGUACUCUUGAGCUAGUAUUCUUUUUAUGAAAUAAGUGUGAAACUGAUUAUUAUAUUAAUUUAUUAUUAUGAUAAUAGGUGUCUGUAUGGUUAGUUAUUUCUAUAAAGUUCAUUAUUCAGAUAAAAACAGAGUAAAAGCAUGGAAAUACUGAAACAGUCACAUCUUUUUCUAAAAUAAAAAUGCAAUCUCUUGCAUUAGCAUCGAUCAGUUUUAUAGAAAUGCCUGACUGUUUUAUAAGACCGAGAUCAUAUUUUGUGACCUUAGCUUGAAAGAAAUCUAAAUAUUUUGCCAUUAAUUCAACUCAUUCCAUUCCAUACAAUAUUAUAUGAAGUGUAUCACUUGAGAAUUGGAUUUGAAAAAUGCUACAUGUAAUAUGACUUUCUCGUCUUUUGUCUACAUGGAGCAGCUGAAUAAAGGAAAUAUUUUUUCAUUUUCUUGUUAGCCCCAUCAUUACUGCUGUAACAUUAUUAGGCCCAGUCAUUUCUGUGGGUUGCUCAAGGUCUCAACUAUAAAAAUCGAAAAAUACAUGUAAAAACAAAUAUAGUAGGAAAGCAUUGAACUAAUUUUCACAUACUUUUUUUAUGAAUAAAUUUCAAUUGAAUAAUAAGUGAGAGAGACAAAUUAGUUUCAGAAUAUACAUAAAUCUUUACAUUAUACUGUUUUGGUAGGAUAGUUAAAGUAGACAAUAUUAUUAUCUAAAUAUGAUUCCAUUGUUUCAAGUCCAAUUCUUGAGUAAGAAACCUUUAUUUUCGAUACCUUUUGGCAAAAACUUAUAACGGUAACGUUAUGUUUUUUCUCAUAGUAAAUUUAUAGUAUUAUGGGACACUUGCAGGUCUUGGUCCCGAAUUUUGCAGUUUUUUACCCCAGGAACGGUAUACAACUAUGUUCAUCGAUGCGAAUAGUUUAUUGUUGGUUGUGAAUUUGCUGUUUUAGAUGGUCCAGGAAUAAUUGAAAAAGUGAUCAGGUUCUGUAUCUUGUAGUCGAUACGAGUAGUCAAAAACUCAAACCUCUCAAUAUGCGCUAAAACCAUAUCAUUAUUGAUGUAAGAAGUGAAGAGCUAUAAAGAGAAAAUAAUAAAUUACCUCAUUGUUGGAACGACUGACAAGUGUGAAGCCUAAAAACUCACUAAUGUAUUACAUCGUAAAGAUCCUUUCUUGACCUUCUUGAACCCUCUAAAUGCAAAUUUUCAUUGAUCAACUUUCGCUUUCGUGAAAAUCCACCUUCCUGAAAAUUCUUAAUUUUUACAUUGGGGCACCACUUGAGUUACAUGCCUAUUAGUAUAUGUUUACAGUUAGGCAGAAGGGGUGCUUUUCAUAGAUACUAAGGUGCCUUACGAGUUUGUGUGGACGGCAAAUGAAAAUUCAUCCAUCAUUCAAUCAAUGGGAGAGUCUAACAGGUCCAUUCGAUUUACAUGAUGAGUCAUAAUAAAGUUCGCGUACGGUUGUUAAAUAAAAUAAAAUAGCUGACGAUAUUCGGUUUAUUCAAUUCGUCUAUUUUGUAAUAUUCAGUUGAUAAAGUCAGAAAAUAACAUACUUUCUAAACAUAAAAAGGAACACGGCUAAAUAGGAGUUUAGUUCAUGUAAAUUUUGCGUCUAAUGUCAUAUAGCAUGGCGAGUAUUUAGUACCACCCUGAGUGACAAUGGGGCGCCUAUGUGGUGGGCAUUUCCUGUUUGGCUUCAUAGGAGCAAACGCUGUCGUGCAGAAAUACCGGGAGAUUGUAGUUUCCUGCUGUUAACGUGAGGGUUUGCAGUACCGCGAUUGGCGAAACUAUCCAUUGGUGGCGUCACCAAUUAAAAUACACCAUUGGAGAAUAUGACCUCAGGACCCCACAUAACACCGGUUCGCUACAAGGUAGUACAGAUCAAGAAUUGAAAAUAUAUGUUACAUCUACACCGUGUCUUGAAAGUGGUGAUCUUCUUUUUCAGAAUCAAAUAUGUUUGCAGUACAAAAGCUGCUGUGCGGCAAAACAACACCGAAGAGAAAAAAGAAAUUGAAAUACUCACUAUUCGUUUGGUAAGGAAUUUCAAGUACUACCCUGUCACAUGUUUUCUUUAUAAACACUGCUUAAAAUUGCCGCUGUUCGAUUCAAGAAGACAAGUUUGUUUACCGCUUCCUAAAUGUGCAUAUUUGGCGCUGUCUAGGUUUUCAACUGUGUUCAAUCAGUCGGCUUUCCACGAUAUAAACAAACAUAUGCAGCUCUGAUGAAAUGAAACACCGAGGACGACGGCGACGUUCUGAAUUAACUCGCGGAAUAUCUAUAGAAUCUUGAAGAUGCUCAUAUCAAAUCGAUAACUACGUUAUUGCUCUAGGAAUGCGCCAGUCUUGGUUUUUAAAGUGUGGUUUGUUUGUAAAUUAGGUUAACCUAGACACCACGCGCUGCCUGUUACUGGUUUAUUUAUUGCUUUUCGGACCCUAAUAUCUCGGUUAUCUUAAAGUUUUAGUGUAUGUUACUAAAACACGCUUAUUAUUACCUAACCUAUACGUUCUGUAAAGGAAAGUCCCAGCUUUGAGGACAACCUGUAUACAUGUCCGUGGUUUGACGGAAUAGAGAAAAUUAGUGAAAUCAGUCUGUGUAUCUAAUGUUUAGUUCCCUAGUGUUGGAUUAAACUUGUGCUUGAGGUGAAAUCAUAUAGCAGAGUAAAUUAAAUGAAAAGAUACCAAGUAACACUAACUGUGCUGAGAAUUUAUUAAGUGAAGAUCUCUCUUAGAACAAAAUAAAAUCAUAAAAAGCAUAUUCUUAUUGCUCUUCAUAAAUACAUAAUGACUACAGGUAGUUAUUUUAACAAAGAUUAUUUCUAUUUCGAUUGAUCUUGUGAAUAUAAGAAAAAUUGGUUCCCGCGUAAUUUGACACUACAAUUCAAAUUCAUUGACAUGUUCCGAGUUAGUUUUUUUUAGUAUAAGCUCAUCGGUAUUGAUUAUGUAUGUUGCAAGAAUUUAAAAACCGUAAAAAUUGUGAAUUUCAGAUAACUCUCCCAACUUUUUGAUUUAUGAAUGGAUUUUCUUUUGCAGUUUACAUUCUUAUCGAUUUUUUUCUGUGAAAUAAAGAAGUGUAGAAACAUUUGGCACCUGGAGAAAUUUCUUUUCUCGUAGCAAGCUUGACAUUUUCUAAAGUCUCUUCAUCUCUAUUGAUUUGGGACGUCUUUAAUGGAAAUGAGGCACGAGAAAGAUAUUUUUUUUGUUAAUAUUUUCAUUUAGAAAUAUUUUUAUUUAGGACUGAUUUCGGAAACAAAAUGUCAAAAUUAUAGUUGAAAAUGUUAUCUCAUUGUUUUUUUUUUCACAAAUAAAGUCUUUUGAUUUUAUUUGUAAAA